Sander lucioperca (pikeperch) is the source of this 618-nucleotide messenger RNA. RefSeq names its product high-affinity choline transporter 1-like. The transcript has 4 exons. Gene Ontology annotation, cellular component: plasma membrane. The record is from RefSeq and is a predicted model, not a curated record. The coding region runs from base 1 to 618 and encodes 205 amino acids. Gene Ontology annotation, biological process: transmembrane transport; choline transport; acetylcholine biosynthetic process. Gene Ontology annotation, molecular function: choline:sodium symporter activity. Lineage: Eukaryota; Metazoa; Chordata; Actinopteri; Perciformes; Percidae.
AUGGCUGUUAACAUCCCAGGAGUGAUAGCAAUGGUGUUUUUCUACCUGCUGGUCCUUGGGACCGGCAUCUGGGCUUCUUUCAAGUCCAAAAGGGAACAGAAGAAAAGUGCAGCCACUGGAACGGAGAUGGCCCUGCUGGGAAACCGGAGCAUUGGCUUGGUGGUGGGGAUCUUCACAAUGAUAGCUACAUAUGUCGGAGGAGGCUUCAUUGUUGGCACAGCUGAGAUGGUGUACACGCCUUCUAUGGGACUAACCUGGGUAAUGGUGAUGUUAAUGGCAUUCAGCUCAUCUUUUAUUAUUGGAGGAACCAUGAGUGUGGUCUUGGAUUUGCCCUUCCCUGCGUGCAUUUGGAUCUCUGCUGCUGUCGCCAUUACCUACACACUGCUGGGAGGUCUCUACUCUGUGGCCUACACAGAUAUUAUACAGCUUGUGCUCAUAUUCUUCAGCUUGUGGAUCUGUGUUCCCUUUGUUUUGAUGAGCUCUUACUCCUUGGACAUUAGCCAGACACUGAUGAACAACACCUUGCACGCUCCCUGGAUUGGUACACCAGGGCUGAAAAAGACCUGGAUAAUGAUUGAUGAUUUCUUAUUCUUCGUAAGAAAGCAACAAUAUGGCUGA